CCUCGGCCUCUUUCAUGCCGCUGUCAGCGCCAGACACAGCAGCUACGUCUCCGCACCCAACUCUGACUCCGUGGAUGGACGACCAGAGAGACGACCAGAACAGCUGGAUUUGCCGUCGAUUUUCACUCUGAUUUUGGAGAAAGUUCGGUUGAAAACUAACCAUGGACAUAGGUGGCUUGGAGACAGUGGUGGCAAACUCUGCCUACGUGUCGGCGCGAGGGAGCGUCGAUGGAGCGGCAGCGGCCUCCAUGCGCGACAAGAAGAUGCGGGCCAGGCUGAAACUCCCUCACAUCCGAGACUGCGAGCACAUGAAGACCACCGUGGACUCAAACUUUGACAGCAUGUGCGUCAAACAACCCAUUGGCAAAAGACUGUUCAAACAGUAUCUGGAGAGUGAUGCGACCCACAAGGAUGCAGGAGAGCUUUGGAAAGACAUUGAAGACUAUAGCAUCAGUCAAGAAAAGGAUCGACUGCAAAAGGCCCAAAAGAUUGUCAACAAGUAUUAUCAGUCGUCUUCAAAGAACUUUUGCAAAUUCCUAGAGGAGAAAGCCGUCACUCGGGUGAAGGAGGACUUCAAAAACGUCCACGGGGACUUGUUUAAAGAGAGUGAGAAGCAGCUCCUCAAGCACCUGGAGAAGGCUGCCCUGGAUGGAUUCAAGAAGAGCAUGUACUUCCUGCGCUACGUUCAGUUCAAAUGGCUGGAGAGCCAACCGGUGGAUGAGGAGUGGUUCAUGGACUUCAGGGUCCUGGGUAAGGGAGGAUUUGGGGAAGUGUUUGCCUGCCAGGCAAAGGCCACGGGUAAAAUGUAUGCCAACAAGAAGUUGGAGAAGAAGAGGCUGAAGAAACGCAAAGGAUAUGAGGGUGCCAUCGUGGAGAAGCGCAUCCUGGCAAAGGUCCACAGCCGCUUCAUUGUGACGUUGGCCUAUGCAUUCCAGACCAAAACGGACCUCUGCCUGGUCAUGACCAUCAUGAACGGUGGCGACCUGAGGUACCACAUGUACAACGUGGACGAAAAGAAUCCAGGGUUCAACGAGAAGCGAGCCUGCUUCUACACAGCUCAGAUCAUCUGUGGGUUGGAGCACCUCCACCAGCACCGCAUCAUCUACAGGGACCUCAAACCGGAGAACGUUCUGCUGGAUGAUGCAGGGCACGUUCGCCUCUCUGAUUUGGGUCUGGCUAUUGAGCUCCCGCCGGGGACCGAUAAAACCAACGGCUACGCAGGAACUCCAGGGUUCAUGGCUCCAGAGCUGCUGGAGAAAAAAGAUUACGACUACACCGUGGAUUACUUCACCCUCGGAGUCACUCUGUACGAGAUGAUCGCGGCUAAAGGGCCGUUCAGAGUCCGGGGAGAACAGGUGGAGAACGAUGAAGUGAAGCGCAGGAUCUUGAACGAUCCAGCGGUGUAUCCACCCGUCUUCAGCAAGGUUUGCAAGGCCAUUUGUGAAGGGCUGCUGGAGAAGGACCCACUGAAGCGUUUAGGCUUCAAGAAUAACGACUGCACAGAGCUGAAGAAUCAUCCCUUCUUCAAGGAGAUCAACUGGGGCCGCAUGGAAGCUGGCCUUCUACCACCUCCGUUUGUCCCCGACCCUCGAGCGGUGUACGCCAAAGACAUCGAUGACGUGGGCGCCUUCAGCACCAUUAAGGGUAUCGUGUUGGACAACAAGGACACCGAGUUCUACAACGACUUCUCCACUGGCAACGUCCCCAUUCCAUGGCAAGAGGAGAUAGUGGAGACCGGAGUGUUCGGGGAGUUAAACAUCUGGGCGGAGAACGGCAAACUGCCCAAUGACCUCGACCCAAACUACGUGGAAGCAAAAGGUGGAGGUUGUGUGCUGCUCUAAGUUUCCUUGCGGGGACUGAACAACCGCAUCUGAAAAGGCUGUUUUGUACUGUAAAUGCAGCGUAAGAACAAACUGAAAACCGGAAUUUGGCUUGCGUCUUUCAAUAGCACAUUAGCAAUAAAAAACUAUACAGCUAACAGAGCUGUUCCACGUGCUAGCAUGCAGAAUGUGGCUACAAAGGAUUCAUUAUUUAACUGAAAACAAACAUCUCUGGUGCCCUCACAGAGCAUCUUUUAGUUUGAGACCAAGCUGCUAAUGUUAAUGCUAGCUUGGUUAAAGUUUGAAUUAAUGUCCUGUUCAUUCAACAGAAGUGAAUUUUGGCAACACCAGAUACCUCAAGUUACGUACCGGGGGAAAAUGUAGUAUCCAGGAGUAAAAAUAUUUGAUGCACAGAGGAUGAAAAGCGAACCAUGGUCUGGCGACCGAUUGGAAGAUUUUUUGGGAGUCACCAAGCCUGUGAAUGCUGUGUGUUGCAUCGACAUUUGACAAUAACAAUGAAGGGUGGAAAAGAGAAAGAAACUACAAACCAUAUUGCUUUCUUAUGAUGUUCUGACUUUGACAUUAGUAGUGACUUAUUUUCCAAGGAUUUCAAACAUAAAGUGUAAAUAUUAUAACAGUAUUUUAUGGUGGAAAAACAUAAUUAAUAUUAGACACAUAUUAAAUACAUGGAUUUAUUGUGUAAAAAUAUGAAUAUGUGAACAAUGAAUGUUGUUAUGUUGUUGUGGAUGUAAUAGGGUAAAGAGAGAAAAAGCAUUAAUAAAA
Molecule: messenger RNA, 2603 nt
Organism: Synchiropus splendidus (mandarinfish)
Lineage: Eukaryota; Metazoa; Chordata; Actinopteri; Syngnathiformes; Callionymidae
Gene: grk1b
Product: G protein-coupled receptor kinase 1 b
Exons: 8
Coding region: 162-1841 (559 amino acids)
Biological process (GO): protein phosphorylation; signal transduction; regulation of signal transduction
Cellular component (GO): cytoplasm
Molecular function (GO): ATP binding; G protein-coupled receptor kinase activity
Source: RefSeq, a predicted model, not a curated record